This is a messenger RNA of Epinephelus moara (kelp grouper), 3530 nucleotides long. Its product is annotated as transmembrane protein 176B-like. The record is from RefSeq and is a predicted model, not a curated record. The transcript has 7 exons. The coding region runs from base 186 to 950 and encodes 254 amino acids. Lineage: Eukaryota; Metazoa; Chordata; Actinopteri; Perciformes; Serranidae. Gene Ontology annotation, cellular component: membrane.
CCGAGCGAGCACUGCAGUCAAUGAGGGAGGAAACGACGGCGUUAUGCUGUGUUUACUGUAAAAUGUGCGACAGUUUGUUGACAUAAAUCGUGUGUCUGUUACUUCAUACACCGCCUGACAUCGGCUGUAUUCCGCCUGGUUUGUCGCGGAGAAAUCUACCUUCAUUAUUCUUCGGAGCAGGCAGGAUGUCUGUGAUCAUGUCGAAGGCUGAUGGGGUCACUGUGUUCACUGUGACCUCUGACACCCAAAGUGUUUGUCCUCCGCUGUGCCAAAUCAUCAAAGGCCUUUGCUACAGCCCUGUGUGCUGCUCUGUGUCUCAGAGCCUGAGGAAGGUCCAGAGAUCCUCUCAGUCAAUACUCGGGGCUCUGCACAUCAUGGUUGGGUUGCUCAACAUCGGCCUUGGAGCGAUCCUCUGUAGCAGUCGCAGUGGCUCUUGGUACCAGAUGGAUGAAACUGGGUUUCCUUUUUGGCUCGGAGGGGUGUUCAUGUUGUUUGGCGUCAUCGGGAUUGUGUCUGAGAAGUGCCCCAGUCCAUGUCUGGUCAUCAUCAAUGUGAUCCUGAAUCUAGCAGGAGUUGGUUUUGCCAUUGCAUCCAUCGUACUCUACAGCAUCAAUAUAGCACACAUAGGGCUGUGGUUGAUGUGUCGCAAUAAAUAUGAUUAUAAUUAUGACUACUAUUCACGCCACCGACCCACUGCAACUCCAUCUCCCUGGGAGGAGAUCAUGAAGGAGAAAUGCUUGGAGGGCAAAGAGUUGGUUCUGAUGCUCCUGAGAAGCAUGAAUGCGGUGCUGAUCGUCCUGUCAGCCCUGGAGCUCUGCCUCGUCAUCAGCUCUGCCGUCAUGGGCAUCAAGGCUCUGAGGAGCAGCGAGAAGGAAGAAGACAAGAAGACCGCUGACCCAGAACACUACAAUCCACUGCUGGAGGAAGUCACCAGUACCCCUGUAGCCUAAAUACAAAUCGCUGCCUUGUGCUAUCAGUUAGCAGGAACUAUAAUCCUGUGCAUUUAUCAGGGUUCCUACGCAAGUAUGGAAAGUAUGGAAAAGUAUGGAAAUAAAUUUGAUCAAUUUCCAGGUAUUAAAAAGUAUGGAAAAUGAAAAAUAAUUUAUGGAAAAAUAUUUAUGUUUCCAGACUUUUACCACUGUUCUAAAAUACUGUUUUCUAAAAUAGAAAAUUAGGUAUUUCCAAAAAUAAUUUAACUGACAGAUGCCCUUAACGAUUCAUAAUAAAUCCUAUUUUUGUCACGCUACAUGAUGGAACUGCAUUGAGGAAGGGGAGAAUAAAAAUAAAACAGCUGUCGCAGGUAAAGCAACUCUAGUCGCACGAUGUGUGUCACUGCUCGCCUGCCUUUCUCUCUCCCGCGGUCCGUCACUCCACUGUCUCCGCUCUGAUACUCGCUCUCCCCUGGUCGGCCUAUACUACGAUACACGUUUAACAUAGCCAGGCGUUCUUUAGGUGAGCUGGCCUCACAGAGCCUAACAGCGCCCAUCCAGGAUAACCAGUACCACAAAGCUGGUUAUCAACUCGCUCUGUCAUCUCUGUGUUUUCCAGCAAUGAGCGCGUUCAUGUGAAAGAGGCGGAGUUGUUAAUUAGGAGCGACAUCAUCAUCAUGAACUCAUACUCAUAUGAGAUGAAGCGGUAGCCUAUCUGUAAAAAACUUCUGUUUCAGUAACAGCAAAACAGUUAUUUUCAACUAAGUAAUAACAGCCUGUAAUCAUAGGCUACAACAGAAUAAAAUAAGACAGAUAAAACAGAUAAAAAAUCCUUUUCAAUAAUUUUGUGAACAUCAGCUUGUCUGAUUUAACAGAUGUAGAGACUAGAAAUAAUAAUAAUAAUAAUAAUUUACAAAUAUUAAAAGUAGGCUAAGGCACAUUUAAGAAUUAUUAUGGCUUAAGUACAGAGUAUUUUUCGCUAUUUAGUUUGAUGACAGGAUGAAAUCAUUCUUAAUAUCACAUACUGUAAUAGAACUUUAAAAUAAUUCCAGACUGUUUCUGCUACCGAACCAAAGAGUGUAAAAGUAGUUAAUGAAUGAUGAGGUCUAUCUGAUCGAAAUGUUAUAUUUAUAAUCACGGGAGCUAAUUAACAAUGUGGGUUAUUUCUUUAGUUUUUAUUUCCAGUUAUCAGGUGUCUCAAGUUAUUCUGAGCUGCAGAGUGUAAAAUCAUCCACACUGUCAGCUGUCACUAUGAGGAUAAAAUAAAGUUUACACCAUUAAAAUGCAGCUAAAAUCAUCAUUAGGCUAUGUGUUUAGUGUGGUUAUAAAGCAUCUCUCUGUUUGUUAGAAACUGUUUUAAAACCAGAGUGGAAAUAGAAAACUUGGAACAAUAAAAUAUUAAUACUGACCUAUUAACAUAUAGCCUAUAUUGCUUUUUUUUUGCGUUUUUUUUUAAACACUGGCCUUUUUAGCUUGGUUAAUGCAUAUUUUAGAUAUUUAGCUUACUGUGGCCAAAAUUGUUUACAAAAACACGAAGUUCUUCAUAUAUCUAGCCUCCUAAAUUUGCUCCCGAAGUGCACCAGAUUGAUGUAUUAUAACUUUAAAAUAGUCAAACUUGCCCCCGGACCCCCCUAUAAGUUCAGAGGCUCUCUCUUUUUUCACCAUACCUGUGUUUGCAUCACUGCCCAAUUUGCCAAUUUUGAAAUUCCAAAUGUGUAGGAACCCUGAUUUAUACCAUAGACUGUAUGUACUGUAACGUCAGUGGUUUACACACACUCAGCUGAUACAGUCAAACUUCGGGGUCUUUUUCUACAAGAGUUGCUUAAAAAUAUUUGCACAUAUAUUUUUGAUAAUAAUCUGCACUAAAUUGUAUAUGCUGCUGUCCAUUCUACUCUCUGUUGAUAUUUUUCAAACUGUUCCCACUGAUUAUGAUUUUAUAUUGAUUAUUGUGCCUUAUGGUCAGUAUGUUUGUGGGUAAAAGGGAAUGUGUGCGUGAUGGACACAGAUUGAUGGACUGAUGGGGUUUUUGUUUGUUUGUUUUUUACAACAUUAAGCCAUGUUUUUAAAAAAGAAGUCAUCAAAAUGACUGUUACAUAUAUUUUGGUUUGUAUUUCUGCUCUGUACUUUAUAUUAGACCUAAAAAUUGUAACUGAGAAAUUGAAUCAGUUUAUUAACUAGUUUUGCUCUUUGUGUGCAAAUAGGAACGGUAAGUAUAGAGAGAAGUGUGAGGUGAAAAUUAUAUUGUGUUUUUCUAAAUGCUGUUACUGGCUAGGGCGGGAGGUGGCGUAGUGGUUAGCACUGUCACCUCACAGCAAGAGGUUUCCUGGUUCAGUCCCAGGAGGGAGCGUGUGUUUUCUCCAGGUAUUCUGGCUUCCUCCCACAGUUCAAAGGCAUGCAGGUUGUGGAUAGGUGAAUGGUUGUCUGUCUCUAUGUGUCAGCCUUGUGAUAGUCUGGCGACCUGUCCAGGGUGUACCCUGCCUCUCGUCCAAUGUCAGCUGGGAUAGACUCCAGCACACCUGCGACCCUCAAGAGGAUAAGCAGUUACGAAAAUGGAUGGAUGUUUCUGACCAAAUGAGAGUUAAAUAAAGUGAUUAAAGCCUG